AUGGAGUUUGUGAAUUCAACCUACCUAGCCGCUGCAAAGCUUCUUCCAAGCGCCGCUCCAUUACGCAAGGGAUAUGGUGGGACAGUUACAGCCCCCUUCAUCGUCAAAUACGAUCCAUGGACCGUCUUCGAAAAGGCCUAUACAGCACUCACUGGGCACUCGAGUGACAGGUUCCGCUUUGUGCAGGGCCAUACUCCUCUGUCUACAUUCAAAGAAGCAGCUGUCUUUAUCAUAACCUACUAUGCUGUCAUCUUUGGUGGGCGGGAGUUGAUGCGCCACCGGGAAGCAAUGAAACUCAACCGGCUCUUCAUCAUCCACAACUUCUUUCUGACGGCGAUAUCUGGUGGCCUUUUGAUCUUGUUUGCGCAACAACUUAUCCCUACGUUGUGGGAGAACGGGUUGUUCGACGGUAUUUGCGGCUCGUCAGGAUGGUCACAGAAGUUGUUGGUGCUGUACUACCUCAACUAUCUAACCAAAUAUGUCGAACUUCUCGACACUGUUUUCCUGGUCGUGAAGAAGAAGCCCCUCACCUUUCUUCACACCUAUCAUCACGGGGCAACAGCUCUCCUCUGCUACACUCAGCUCGUCGGACAGACAUCGGUUUCAUGGGUUCCAAUUACUCUCAACCUGGGAGUUCAUGUGGUCAUGUAUUGGUAUUAUUUUCAAGCUGCUCGAGGCGUUAAGGUGUGGUGGAAGCAGUACAUCACCAUGUUUCAAAUCGCCCAGUUUGUCCUUGACCUAGGUUUCAUUUAUUUUGCUUGCUACACCUACUUCGCACACACUUAUGCUCCAUGGCUCCCGCACACGGGAAGCUGUGGCCAGAAACGACAAGAGGUCGCUGCCGUUACAGGAUGUGCCAUCCUGUCAUCCUAUCUGGUUCUCUUCAUCUUAUUCUAUUUCUCUACAUACAAGAAGCCAUCCGCCAAAAGGGCACUACGCAAGGUAUCCAAGACGGAGAUUCCCAGCGUGUCACAAACUUCCGAAUUGGCUGCAGACGUCUUGAAGUCGGCCACCACCGCAAUUGUUGCAUCUACGAAUGAGACCGGCUGUGUCCGCGGCUAG
Messenger RNA from Exophiala spinifera, 1062 nucleotides. RefSeq lists its product as uncharacterized. Lineage: Eukaryota; Fungi; Ascomycota; Eurotiomycetes; Chaetothyriales; Herpotrichiellaceae. The coding region runs from base 1 to 1062 and encodes 353 amino acids. The transcript is spliced from 3 exons. Gene Ontology annotation, molecular function: fatty acid elongase activity. The record is from RefSeq and is a predicted model, not a curated record. Gene Ontology annotation, biological process: fatty acid elongation, polyunsaturated fatty acid; fatty acid elongation, saturated fatty acid; sphingolipid biosynthetic process. Gene Ontology annotation, cellular component: endoplasmic reticulum membrane.